UUUUUUUUUUUUUUUUAAAUAUACUAAAAUCACUAAUUUGAAUAAACUCAAUAUUUAUGGCUGCAAUGACCGUUUCGACUUCGGAAACAAUGCCAUGGGAAGAUGUUAAGUUAGCUCAGAACGAUUCAAAUACUGGACUUCUAAAUGGGCUAAAUACGCCUCCGCAAACAUUUGCAGAGAAGGGAGAAAAAAUGGAUACUGAAGAUAUAAGUGGUAAUGGUAUAGGUAGUGAAGGCGUUAACAGUCCACAAAUACAUUCAGCUGUUACUGUUGGAUCUGCCAACGAAGCUAGAACUAGCCAAUCACCUGUUCCAGGAGAUACCAUCAGAAGUGGUUAUUCAAGGAAAUACGCAAAUAGACACGGUCCUGGUUACGGUAAUAACGUAAAUGCACAAAGAGCAGUUUUUGAUGGUAAAAGAAUGAGAAAGGCUAUUCAAAGAAGAACCGUAGAUUUCAAUUGUUCUAUUGGAAAAUACCAACAGGAUAGAAUAUGGAUUCGAGAUCAAAGAAGUAUGAAACUCCUGAGACCCAAGGCAGAUUUUAUUAUAAAUCUUUUACCACCGUCAGCGUAUUUGCAUAAUCCAGUAAAUGCAGUAGCGACAAAAUAUGUACACACGUCAACAAACAAAAAUCGAUAUCCAGUUAAUGUUGUCCGGUGGACACCCGAAGGAAGACGUUUAAUUACAGGAUUAUCAAGUGGCGAGUUCACAUUAUGGAAUGGAUUGACUUUUAACUUUGAGACUAUUUUACAGGCACAUGAAUCAGCAGUACGAGCGAUGAAGUGGAGUCAUAACGAUAAUUGGAUGGUAACGGCAGAUCACAAGGGUAUUAUAAAAUAUUGGCAAUCCAAUAUGAAUAAUUUGAAGAUGAUCGAAGGUCAUAAAGAAGCUAUACGAGAUUUAUCUUUUGCGCCAACCGAUACAAAAUUUGCUACAUGUUCAGACGAUAGAACUAUUAAAAUAUGGGACUUUAAUGAAGGAAUUGAAGAAAAUGUUUUAUCCGGACAUGGUUUAGAUGUAAAAGCUGUUGAUUGGCAUCCAUAUAAAUCUUUAUUAGCAUCAGGAUCCAGGGAUAGUCUUAUAAAAUUUUGGGAUCCCAAAUCCGGAAAGAAUGUCGCCACUUUACAUGGACAUAAGAAUAAUAUUCUUGGUUUACAAUGGAAUAAAAAUGGUAAUUGGUUAGGAACCGCAUCAAGAGAUCAAUUAGUCAAAGUUUAUGAUAUUAGAACGAUGAAAGAUUUACAAACUUUCCGUGGGCAUAAUAAAGAAGUGUGUUCGAUUACAUGGCAUCCAUUCCAUGAGAAAUUGUUGACUACGGGCGGAUCAGACGGGUGUUUGAUGAACUGGAUUGUUGGGCAAGAUGAAUUGGUUGAAUCAAUCGAAUAUGCUCAUGAUCAAAAUAUUUGGUCACUUGAUUGGCAUCCGAUAGGACAUAUUUUGGUAUCAGGUUCAAAUGAUCAUUCGACGAGAUUUUGGACAAGAACACGUCCUGGUGAUACAUCUCAAGAGAAAUUCCAGGUUAACAGGCCAAAAAUGGAUGAGAAUAUGUCAAAGGAAUCUGCCAUAGAUGAUGAAUUAAAAAUGCCAGGUGUACAAUUAUUCAGUCGUUAUAAUGGUGUUGAUGGUAGUGGAGAUAAUUUAGAUGUGGUUAAUGAUGAAUUUAUUAGAAGUGAAGAAAGGUUAAUUAAUGAUCAAUAUUUAGCAGAUCCAAUGGAUACUAGCUUUAUGAGCACAGAAUUACCGUUACCACAUUCGCAAGAUAAAGACUAUUUAUUUAACAUAAAGCAACAACAAUUAAAUAGUCUAAUUAAAUAGAUAUUUAUAAUUGUAUUUUAAUUUUAUAUUUGU
Messenger RNA from Rhizophagus irregularis DAOM 181602=DAOM 197198, 1847 nucleotides. NCBI's taxonomy places the organism in Eukaryota, Fungi, Glomeromycota, Glomeromycetes, Glomerales, Glomeraceae. The record is from RefSeq and is a predicted model, not a curated record.